Messenger RNA from Suillus fuscotomentosus, 856 nucleotides. RefSeq lists its product as uncharacterized. Lineage: Eukaryota; Fungi; Basidiomycota; Agaricomycetes; Boletales; Suillaceae. The coding region runs from base 216 to 608 and encodes 130 amino acids. The transcript has 2 exons. The record is from RefSeq and is a predicted model, not a curated record.
UUUCCUCAGUCUCGUUCUCGCCAGAUGGCACUUGCAUCGUCAGUGGUUCUUGGGAUCACACCGUUCGGCUGUGGAAUGCUGCAACGGGUCAGCCAGUCGACGAGCCCUUGCGGGGGCACACUGAUACAGUUUCCUCAGUCUCGUUCUCGCCGGACAGCACUCGCAUCAUCAGUGCUUCAGAGGAUAAUAUUGUUCGGCUGUGGGAUGCCAGGAGGAUGCAGCAAUCAGGACAGUGCACCGAGUCAGAUCAUACAUCAUUGUCAAAUGAACAUUGCGAUAUCGAGGCUACCACUACCAUGACAUUUAACACUUGGAACAAUCACUUCAUUUGCUUCUCGCCCAGCUCCAUCCAUGCGCUGCGCAACACUUCUGAGCUAAUGGAGGGAGCAUCCCUUGAUGGCCGCAGCUCGACCCGCUUUUUACUGGAUCGUCCCAGUGGGUGGAUGAUUGGGCCCAAACAUCGGCUCUUAUUCUGGGUGCCACCCGCUUCUCGCCACCCAUUUUAUAACCCUCAGACUGCAUUGGUGAUACCUAGAGGAGGUCCUGAGCUUGAUUUGAGCCUCAUGGCACAUGGACAACAUUGGCAGAAGUGUCGAGAGGGACCUUAGUAUCGACGAUGACCGAAGUAGUGGAUCCAUCAAGGACAUUCCAGAUAAAAUUUAGAUGUGAAAGCGCCGAGUGUACAGUGUAUCAUACGUUGUAUUCUAUUCUACACUAUGAUACUCAAUAUGCAGUCCAAGUCCAGGGUUGUCCGAGCGAAUGACUUAUUGCAGAGCUGACUGCGUGCCUCUCAUGAUUGCUAUGAUUAUAGGCUUUUGAGAGCAUGUAAUGUCGGACAAGGCAGCAUUGCCGAUCU